CCCCAAAUAGGGACCUGAGAGUGAGGAUUCACUCGAAAGCUAAAUCCCAUUAUCGGAAGGCUCUUUGCGAUGCGGAAAUACCUAUAAGUUAAUCCAAUAGCCGUGUUUCCGUAACACUAUGUAGAGAAGGCCCAUUGUCCAAGCAGCUUGUGAACCCAAAUACCUGGUUAAAUCCGGUCAUACGACUGACUUGGUCUUCUCAUACCAAGUGUUUAUUCCCUACUCACUUAUUUCCCGUAUACACGACAUCUUUCAUAUAUCACGCAAGAACCUAAGUCAGUUGCAAUGGCAGAGGAAUUGAGCAAAAACUUCGAGACUCUGCAGCUCCAUGCGGGCCAGCAGAUAGAUCCGGCCACCAACUCUCGCGCCGUUCCCAUAUACGCAACAACCAGCUUCGCUUUCAAUGACUCGGCACACGGCGCUAGACUGUUCUCUCUCAAAGAGGAGGGCAAUAUCUACAGCCGUAUCAUGAACCCGACUGUCGAUGUCUUCGAAAAACGAAUUGCUGCCUUAGAGGGUGGUGCCGCAGCCGUCGCAUCUGCGUCCGGCCAAGCUGCUCAGUUCAUGGCUCUCUCUGCCCUCGCGGAAGUCGGCGACAAUAUUAUUUCAACGACCAACCUUUACGGCGGUACUUACAACCAGCUUAAGGUUCUUCUGCCGCGGUUUGGAAUCCAUACCAAGUUCAUCAAGGGUGAUAAUCCCGAGGACUUUGCAGCGGCCAUCGACGACAGAACUAAAGCUAUUUACAUCGAGAGCAUCGGCAACCCGCGAUAUAACGUACCGGACUUUGAAGCCAUUGCAAAGGUUGCACAUGCGAAGGGUGUCCCUGUCGUGGUCGAUAAUACAUUCGGAGCGGGUGGCUACUUCGUCAGGCCUAUUGAACACGGAGCAGACAUCGUCGUACACUCUGCGACCAAGUGGAUUGGCGGCCACGGAACGACAAUUGCUGGCGUCAUCGUCGAUGGUGGAAAAUUCAACUGGGGUGAAAACGCCGCCCGGUUUCCCCAAUUUAUUAAGCCGUCGGCGGGUUACCACGGGUUAAAAUUCUGGGAGACCUUCGGUUUCCUUUCAUUUGCUGUUCGUGUGAGAGUUGAGAUUCUACGUGAUCUUGGCGCUUCAUUGAACCCUUUCGCUGCGCAACAACUCAUCCUCGGUCUCGAGACCCUCAGCUUAAGAGCUGAGAGACAUGCGCAGAACGCCCUUGCACUUACAAAAUGGCUAAAGGCUAGCCCGUACGUAAGCUGGGUAUCGUAUCCCGGACUAGAAGAUCACCCUAGCCACGCACUGGCUAAGAAAUACCUGAAGAGGGGAUUUGGUGGCGUUUUGAGCUUUGGCGUUAAGGGUGGUGGUGCCGCUGGUAGCCAGAUCGUUGACGGAUUCAAGCUGAUCAGCAACUUGGCUAAUGUAGGCGACUCCAAGACACUCGCUAUUCACCCAUGGACCACAACACAUGAGCAAUUGUCGGAUGAAGAGAAGAUUGCUUCUGGUACAACUGAGGACCUAAUCCGCAUCUCUGUUGGUACGGAACACAUCGACGACAUUAUUGCCGACUUCGAGCAAUCUUUCAAGAAGGCUGCCGCCGCCACCACUGAGGGGCAAGGAAGCUCAGGAGCAGAGACUAAGAAGGAAGAAGCAGCACCAACGGUGGUAUAAUAAUUCCCCUGUGCACUUUUAUAUGUGAAUGAUUAUACCCACCAUCUAAAUUAGUUAGCAAUCUGCCUGUAGUUAUUGGUCCUUUAACAACCAACGGUUUAUCUGAUUUGAAACUUACCAACCAUUUGCGAUCUUAAAUAACCAAGAAUAUUUCUAUAUUGGAAAAAAUAAGGAAGAAUCAAAGUCUAUAAAUUCCAAAUUGUGAAAGUAGGAAAGGGCUG
Annulohypoxylon maeteangense is the source of this 1874-nucleotide messenger RNA. Its product is annotated as O-acetylhomoserine ami. Gene Ontology annotation, biological process: transsulfuration. The transcript is spliced from 5 exons. Bases 286 to 1653 code for a protein of 455 amino acids. Lineage: Eukaryota; Fungi; Ascomycota; Sordariomycetes; Xylariales; Hypoxylaceae. Gene Ontology annotation, molecular function: pyridoxal phosphate binding; transferase activity, transferring alkyl or aryl (other than methyl) groups. The record is from RefSeq and is a predicted model, not a curated record.